Messenger RNA from Colletotrichum higginsianum IMI 349063, 420 nucleotides. RefSeq lists its product as uncharacterized. The transcript has 2 exons. NCBI's taxonomy places the organism in Eukaryota, Fungi, Ascomycota, Sordariomycetes, Glomerellales, Glomerellaceae. Bases 1 to 420 code for a protein of 139 amino acids. The record is from RefSeq and is a predicted model, not a curated record.
AUGUCCGACGAAGACGGAGGCCUAUUCAGCAUCGCCAUCGAUGACUCGGAUGAUGAGGGUCUGAUUUCGGAGGAGGCGGCCAAGGCCAAGGAGAGGCCCAGAGACUGGCAGUCGGAAGAAGAGUUCCAGGAGCUCAGGGCCACGUACAGAGUCAACGUGCAAGACGGUGAUAUAUGGCAGAAGAUCGAGCUGCCCCUGGCCGCCGUUGUUCAAAAGACCAGCAAGCCGGCGCUGCAGGAGCUGCUGCACGCCGUGGAGGAGCUGUACUUCCUUCGCCGGUUCGAGGAGGCCGCGGGGUUCGCGAGGCGGGUCCUGGACGGGAGCGACGCGGCGCUGGAUCGCGACACAAGGCAGCUGCUGGGGCGGUACGAGGAAAAGUGCCGGGGUCGGAUGGAGGAAAUGAGAGAUGAUACCCGGUAA